UGUUGGCUGUCACGGCGCCAUAGAUUUUGUUUGUGGUUCCAAUUUCUUCCCCCGCACUUGUUUCCCCUUUCUCUCUCACUACAAAAUUUGUACCUUUUUUCAUUUCCCCUUUCUCCUGUCUCUGCUCUGGUUUGGUCCUUCGGACAGGUUCAUCCCUUUUACUCCUUGAUCCCCAUGGCAUUAGCUGCAAUCAAGGUUUCAAGCAACCCAGUUGUGACCAGUAAGGCAACUGUAUCUAAUUCUUAUGGAGUUUUUUCUUCUUUAUCCAAGUCAGAACGUGGAAAAUUAAAUCCAUCAAGUUGUAGAGUUGACAUUGGGGAGCUCCAUGAAUGUCUCUUGACAGCAAAAGUCAAAGUCUCUAAUCAUGGGCGGCGGAACUCUUAUGGAAAACCUUGGAGCUGUACCCUGUCACGCAGACCUGCCGUGUUAUGUUUCUCAACUGGGACUCAUCAUUCAGAAACUGAAGAAUGUGCUAGGCCUUAUGAUAGUUCUGCAGGUUUAAGAUGUGCCCAAUCUGGGGAUGAUGAAGAUGAUCAGCCAACUGUUUGUAGAAGAACUAUUAAGUCCAACCCUGGAAUAGUUGAAGCUUGUCGAUUUGCAUAUAAUGAUGCAAAAUUUGUAAAUGAAAGGGCUCGCAAUGACAUCGUAUUGCUUUCUCGUGGCAUAAUGAGACUGGAUGCACGUGCACGUCAAGAUGUUGCUAUCCUUGGAUCUAAGUUUCUUAAGCUUGAUGCUCGAGCUAGAGAGGAUACAGAGACAAUUGACCGUAAUGUGAAGAAAAAAGCUGAGCGACUCCGACAUAUUGCUACAACUUUGAGAGAAAAGGCUCAGUCCCGGCUUAAAACUGCUGCAGAUGAGCAUUGGAGUGAUGGAGCCUUAGAGGCUGAUUUGCGCUUGGCUGAUUUCCGUGCUAAACAGCGGGCAAUGGAAGAUGCCCUGAUGGCUUUGGAGUUUGUCAAAAAUAUUCAUGAUAUGAUGGUGAGAAAGAUGUACAAAUUUCCUCUGUCAAAUGAAUCUGCUUUUCCAAUGGGCAAUGACAUGAUGGGCCGUAUAAAACUAGAAAAAAAUGGCAAGAGUUUAGAUUUCUUAACUGGCGAACUAUCAACUGAUCGCAUUUCUGCUAUUCAGGAAAUCUAUUGGAGUAUGGCCUCUGCCCUCUCUGAAGCUGAUGGAAUUGAUUAUACUGAUCCAGAAGAGCUCGAGCUGUUGAUUAGAACUCUUAUGGAUCUUGAUGCAAUGGAUGGCAAAAGCAGUGUAUCACUGCUUGCAGAAUGUUCGAGUUCUCCUGAUGAAAAUACUAGACAAGCACUGGCCAAUGCUCUGGCAGCAGCCCCAUCCAUGUGGACUCUUGGAAAUGCAGGCAUGGGAGCAUUGCAGAGACUGGCUGAAGAUAGUAACCCAGCAAUUGCUACUGCAGCAUCCAAUGCCAUCAAAGAGCUGAAGAAUCAAUGGGAAAUAGAAGAAGGAGAUAGCUGGAGCUUUACAGUGAAUCAAAAGGCUACCAUGGAAGGUAAUGAAGCUGAUGAUGAUGAAGAUGAUGCAGAUCCAUUAUGAGAGAUCUUUAAGUAAAAUGUUUACUGUAGAUAAGCUAAAUUUAAUCUCUUGUUAGAAGCAUAGGAGUAAAAAAGAAACAAACAAAAAGAAUACCCUGAUCAUUGCUUUUUGAUUGGUGGCUGUUAUAAAGCAAACUUGGUCAUUUCAUCUCAUGGAACUUUUUUUU
This is a messenger RNA of Benincasa hispida (wax gourd), 1720 nucleotides long. Its product is annotated as senescence-associated family protein. Lineage: Eukaryota; Viridiplantae; Streptophyta; Magnoliopsida; Cucurbitales; Cucurbitaceae. The record is from RefSeq and is a predicted model, not a curated record. Gene Ontology annotation, biological process: leaf senescence; cellular response to oxidative stress. Gene Ontology annotation, cellular component: chloroplast.